Messenger RNA from Epithele typhae, 1860 nucleotides. RefSeq names its product subtilisin-like protein. Gene Ontology annotation, biological process: proteolysis. The coding region runs from base 1 to 1860 and encodes 619 amino acids. NCBI's taxonomy places the organism in Eukaryota, Fungi, Basidiomycota, Agaricomycetes, Polyporales, Epitheliaceae. The record is from RefSeq and is a predicted model, not a curated record. The transcript is spliced from 9 exons. Gene Ontology annotation, molecular function: tripeptidyl-peptidase activity; serine-type endopeptidase activity.
AUGCUCUUCAAACCUGCUUUCACCACCAUCUGCCUCGCCCUCCUCGCGUCAGCCAGCCCCGCGCCCCAGGGCUGGUCCAUCCUACGCCGCGCCGACCCGAACACGCUCGUGCCCCUGCGGUUCUCCCUCGCGCAGCGCAACCUCGACCGGCUCGACGCCUUUCUCCUCGACGUCGCCGACCCCGCGUCGCCGAACUAUGGCAAGCACUGGUCCCCCGAGAAGGUCGCCUCGACGUUCCGCCCGUCCCAGCACGCCGUCGACGCCGUCCGCACCUGGCUCGCCGUCGAGAACGGCAUCGCUCGCGACAGGGUGGCCGUCACCAGGCACGGCGGGACCGUCGCGCUCCUCGCCACGGUCGCGGAGGCGGAGCGGCUCCUCGGUGCGGACUUCCACGUCUACCGCCGCGCCGCGGGCGGGGCGGAACGCGUGGGCUGCCACGACGCGCACCGGCUCCCCAGACACGUCGCGGAGCACAUCGACUUCGUGCACCCUACGGUUCCCACUAUGGCUGGGACCGGGGGCUUGUCUUCCUCGGCUCGCUCCAAGAGGGCUCCCGAUUCCGCUUCCGGGCACCUUGGCACACAGCUGACGACGGCCGCGGACACCAACACCACGGCCGAAUGCGACGAGAGCGUGAGUCCCGACUGCAUCCGCGAGCUCUACGACUUCAACUACACGCUCGUCGCGAGCGACAAGAACAGCGCUGCGGUUUUCGGACGCCAGAUGGAGUUCUUCAUCGACAGCGACCUCGACGAGUGGUUCGCGCUGUGGGCGCCGGAGGAGGUCGGGGCGCGGCCAAACGUGAUCAGCGUCCAGGGCGGCGACAACUCCCCGGGCGAUUUCGGGACCGCAGAGGCGGAGACCGACCUUGAAAUGAUGAUGAGCCUCCUCGAUACUUCGCUCACCGUGGGCAUCUACCAAGUCAAACAGACCAACGACGUGCAGGAUCCAAUCGAUGUCUUCCUGGCCGCCCUCGACGGCUCCUUCUGCGACGUGGAGGGUGUGAAGGAGACAAACAUCACCGACUGCGGAGGCGCGCCGCGUUCCAACGUCGUUUCCAUCUCGUACUCCCUCAACCCCGACAUCCAACACCCGCUGAUCACUCCCGUGCUUGAGCGACAGUGCGCAGAAUUCGGCAAGCUGAGCCUGACAGGCAUGACGUUCCUCGCCUCCUCCGGGGACUCAGGCGUGGCGUGGGGCGGCGCGAGCCUCAACCUCGGCGUGUUCGAGCAAGGCUGCCUUGCGUCCAACGGCACGCUCGUCGACGACGACCCCCCGGACUCGUCCUUCGUCGGCACCUUCCCCGCGUCGUGUCCGUACAUCACCGCCGUCGGCGGCACCGCGAUUCCCUUCGGAAGCUCCACGCAGGACCCCGAAGUCGCGUCGCUGUUGUUUCCCUCCGGGGGCGGCUUCUCGAACACGUUCGCGCGUCCGGCGUGGCAGGACGGCGCGGUCGCCGCCUACCUCGACGGCCGCGCCGCGCCCGCGUACCCCCCGGGCACGUUCAACCGCUCCGGGCGCGCGUUCCCGGACGUCUCCGCCAACGCCGGACCGACUCCGAGUCGGGACCCCAGCUCAGUCGGCCAGUUCAUCGGCACCUCCGUCUCCGCGCCGCUCGUCGCCGCGCUCGUCGUCGCCGCGAACGACGCGCGGCUCGCGCUCGACAAGGGCCCCGUCGGGUUCAUCAACCCCGCCCUCUACUCGCCCGCCUUCGCCCGCGCGUUCCACGAUGUCGUCUCGGGCGCGAACUCUGGCUGCGGCACCGAUGGCUUCGCGGCCGCACCCGGCUGGGACCCGGUCACCGGCCUGGGCACGCCCGACUUCCCGACGCUGCUCGCCGCGUUCGUAGCCCUCCCGUGA